AUGGCAUUAAUAAUCGGCUUGAUGGCUGAGACUCGAUCUCGUUGGACAAACUUGCAAUUUCUUUCUCCCUGUUGGAUAAGGAGUUUCAGAGAUAAUUAUUAUUUGACUGUCGGCCCCCUCAUGUCCCCCUUCACCAAACGAGUUGCCUCAAGGGGGUUCCGACCGCGCUUGGAUCAUAUCAAAAUCAAUAAUAAUAACAACCAAUAUUUUAAACAUCCAAAUCGCGCGGGUGUACACAACAAAUACCACGACAUUGUAAGACAACUGAUUGUUGCCAACGUCAUCGAACAAACUGAUGAGGACCAAAUAUGUUCUCCUUUAUUCAUCAUUCCAAAAGGCAAUGGAUCCCCUCGCGUAAUCAGUGAUUUUUCUGAGGUAUCCAAGUACUUUCUUCAUUACCCGUUCAGACUGAAAUCAAUCCCGCUGAUGUCUGCGAAAUUGGACCAAUCUUCGUUCGCAUGUAAAAUAGACAUACCCAUCCCAUUGGCCACACAGGUCAGGAGUUUUUUUGGGUUUAAAUUUAACAACACUAAUUAUCGUUACCGCGUACUUCCCAUGGGAGCUUCAUUUAGUCCCUAUUGCCUCCAGUCUAUUAUAUUGCACGCCUGCGCAAAAACGGUCAAGAAAGCAAAUUAUAACGUCUAUCUAGACGACAUACUCAUCUACGGCAACAAUGAGAAUGACGUCAAAUGGUCGACAAGAUCCUUACGGUGUACCCUCGAAGGUUGGGGAUUUCAAAUAGCGACGGAAAAAUCAGUCCUUGACCCAACCCCCAGCAUAACCUACCUUGGUGUCCCUAUCAAUCUUACGGACAAAACCGUAGCAGCUGACACAAAUACAAGACGUAGGCUUAAGAAAUGCCUGGAGGUUUUCAGACAACACUCGUACCAACACUUCCAGGUGGGCCAGGAGUUAGAAGCCAGGGUAUUGGGAGUCGUUAAUCAUUACGCCUAUACGAUUACCGGCAUGUCCAGAUUAUUCUCCCCCUACUAUGUCACUAUGAAUCAAGGACACUUAGCCCCCAUCGUUGACACCUAUCUGGCCUUUAGAAAAGCGAACAUUAUAAUAGAUGCCUUAGCCGCUCCCUUAUCACUCCACUAUUACGCUAACUCACCGGUAUAUGUCGAUGCAUCUAAUUCACAUAUAAGAAUCAAUUUUUGGGAGGUAGACAACUUGUCAGUAGCCUACAGCGAAGCUUGCCUACUCUUCAAUGUCCCGACCCACGUCAUUGAACAUAUUAACGCUAAAGAAAUCUUAGCGGUCAGCAUUGGUGCUAUAAUGGCUAUACACAGAAAUAAUGAGCACCCGAUGAUAUUCACAGAUUCCUCCGUUGCCUAUUACUCAUACGGGAAAGGUGGAUCAAGGUCACCCUCGUUAGAAAUUAUCUUAACUCAAGUCCUGUCAAAACUAGGCCUAGCCAAUUUUACCGCUGUGUCCCAAAAUAUCCAAUGUAUACCAUCGGAAGAUAACCCUGCCGAUUUACCUUCUAGAACCUGGAUGGCCGCCAGGGAACAACUGGAUCUAUUCGAAGGGCCGGUUCUAGAAGCAGCGAUGAUCUUACAACAAUACGAAGAUUCUCUAUUCGGAGAGCAAUCAAAUCCAGAUACCCCUUCGUUAAUAUCAGGGCUGUCCGUACCAGCUAGGUAUAUAUUACUCCAAGGAAAACUUGAAAUCAAAAUUAAUUGA
This is a messenger RNA of Gordionus sp. m RMFG-2023, 1686 nucleotides long. RefSeq lists its product as uncharacterized. The coding region runs from base 1 to 1686 and encodes 561 amino acids. The record is from RefSeq and is a predicted model, not a curated record. The transcript has a single exon. NCBI's taxonomy places the organism in Eukaryota, Metazoa, Nematomorpha, Gordioida, Chordodea, Parachordodidae.